Rhincodon typus (whale shark) is the source of this 4831-nucleotide messenger RNA. It is a transcript of the gene ache, whose product is annotated as acetylcholinesterase. The record is from RefSeq and is a predicted model, not a curated record. Gene Ontology annotation, molecular function: acetylcholinesterase activity. Bases 520 to 2601 code for a protein of 693 amino acids. Gene Ontology annotation, biological process: acetylcholine catabolic process; choline metabolic process. The transcript is spliced from 5 exons. Gene Ontology annotation, cellular component: plasma membrane. NCBI's taxonomy places the organism in Eukaryota, Metazoa, Chordata, Chondrichthyes, Orectolobiformes, Rhincodontidae.
GUAGAGGGGCUGUAAGUGAUAUUCUGGGGCACUUGUUCAACAUUUAAUUGUACACUGAAUUGCCUAAUCUUUCAGACACACUGCUGAUACCUCUCUACAGCAAGAAGUGGAGAUACCCGAAACCAGUGUGUGCACCUUAUAUAUCCCAAAACACCGAGAACCCAUUUGCUUAUACCAUUUCGAAAAGCAGUUUUCUUUGCCUGAAUGUUAUUCUGCCUAAAUCACGUCAGUAUUCCCGGUACACGUCCUCAGCGAUAGUCGGCAUUUGAGUGUAACAGCAACCUCUCACUGAUUCCACCAUUCUACUCAAGUGCAAUCAAAGUUAAUUUUAAAAUUCCCACAAAGACCCAGAGUGAAGUCGGAGGUUGCAACAGCCUUAAAACGCAAUGUUGGUUGUUCCUUCUCUCCCUGAUCUGUUUGUGUACGUUUUCUCUUCGGGAUGUUACGCUCUCCCAUCCGACGGGAGCCGGAGCCGGCCACCCACCAGCGCCGCGAUGUCGCCGGCUUGUGCCCAGGGGAAUGCGCGCGGCGUGGCGGUUGGUGGGGGCGGCGCGCGCUUGCGCUGCGCGGGGACAGAGGGAGCUGCGCGUGAGUCGGCAGGGUCGCGCGGAGACAGGCCGGCAGCUCAGCGCGUCCUCACUGAGCGUGAGGCCGGGCGGCGAGGGCGCACUACACGAAGGAUUAAAAAUCGCCGUUUCUGAUGGAGAACCGCCGAGGAUAUUACUGACGUCCCGAAGGGUCACCGUGGGAUCCUUCUGUGCCUUAACCUGCAUACAAUCAAUCAUGAGACUCAAAAGGAAACCAAGCCUAUUAACAUGCCACACAUUAAUGUCGUUAUUUCUUCUGACACUUGAGCUUCUCAGUGGUACACCAAGCGAAGAAGAGUUGGUGGUCACAACUACUCGAGGAAAAGUGAAAGGAAUUCCAAUAAAUGUACUUUCGGGUACAGUCACUGCUUUUCUGGGCAUACCAUAUGCAGAACCACCUAUUGCUGAACUUCGAUUUAAGAAACCGGAACCUCGACGUCCCUGGUCUGGGUUGUGGAUUGCAAACAAAUAUCCAAACACAUGUUACCAGUAUAUAAACAACUCUUCCUCUGGUUACUCUUGGGAGGAAAUGUGGAAUCCUAACACAAAACUUAGUGAGGAUUGUCUGUAUGUUAAUGUGUGGGUUCCAUCACCAAGACCAAACAAUGCAGCUGUUAUGGUAUGGAUUUUUGGUGGAGGCUUUGCUUCAGGCACCUCUUCCCUGGCAGUCUAUGAUGGGAGAUAUCUAUCUUACGUUGAAAAUGUAAUUGUAGUUUCUAUGAACUAUAGGUUAGGUGCUUUAGGUUUCUUAGCUUUACCUCGUAGCCGCAAUGUUCCUGGGAAUAUGGGAUUAUUUGACCAACGUUUAGCACUUGAGUGGGUUCAAGAAAAUAUAGUCGCAUUUGGAGGAAAUCCCAAAAGUGUGACCUUGUUUGGAGAGAGCGCUGGAGCAGCUUCAGUACAUCUGCAUAUCCUUUCACCUAAAAGCCAUUCUCUGUUUACAAGAGCAAUAAUGCAAAGUGGUUCCUCAAAUGCUCCUUGGGCUGUCUUAAAAGACGCUGAGGCAAAACAUAGGGCUACAGUUUUGGCCAGCCGCCUUGAAUGUCCUUACAAUAAUGAUACAGAGUUAGUGAGUUGUCUUCGUGGUAAACAUCCCCAAGAGAUAAUAGAGAAGAGUAUCACAAUCUUAACAGAUAACCUUUUGGCUGGAUAUGUUUUUUUACCUGUAGUUGAUGGCGAUUUUCUCACUGGACUGCCAGAAGAAUUAAUUCAAAUGGGAAACUUUAAACAAAUCCAAAUCUUAACAGGUGUGAACAAACACGAGGGGAGCUUCUUUUUGGUGUAUGAGGUUCCUGGUUUCAAGAAAGAUACAGAAAGUCUCAUUACUCGUGAAGAAUUCCUGCAUGGUGCAAGGAUGUCUUUUCCUGAAGCUGGUGAUAUUGGACUAGAGGCUGUUAUCUUCCAAUAUACAGAUUGGACAGAUGAGAACAAUGCAACAAAGAAUCGUGAUGCUUUAGUUGAUCUGGCUGGAGACUGCAAUUUUGUAUGUCCACUGAUGGAUUUUGCUAAUAAGUUUGCUGAAUGUGGAAAUACUGUCUACAUUUAUUUGUUUGACCAUCAUGCUUCAAAUGCAGAUUGGCCUGGGUGGAUGGGAGUUAUGCAUGGCUACGAGAUUGAAUUUGUAUUUGGAAUUCCUCUUGCCGAAAGGCUCAAUUACACAACAGCAGAGCAGACACUCAGCAGAAAAAUGAUGCACUACUGGGCAAAUUUUGCAAAAACUGGUAACCCAAAUGAACCCAAAAUGCAAGGAAUGAAGUGGCCUGAAUAUACGCAAUUAGAACAGCGAUACAUAACUUUAAACACUGAAACACCAAGAAUUUAUAUGAAACACCGUGCUCAGCAGUGUGCCUUUUGGAAUCAAUUUCUUCCCAAACUUCUUCAAAGAACAGCAUACAUGGAUGAAGCAGACCAACAGUGGAAGCAGGAAUUCCAUCGAUGGAACUCUUACAUGUCAGAUUGGAAAAGUAAAUUCAAUGCUUAUAACAGCAAAAAAGAUAGUUGUACUAGUGUUUAAACAGUUUCCCUCUGCAAAAUCACUUGUGACAAACAGUUCUGUUUGCCUAAAUGCUUGCUAAGUCUUCAAUGGUAAAAUAGCCUUAAGUUAUUAACUCCCUAAGUGCAAAACAUGUUAUACACUACCUGUUUAGUAAUUAAUAUAUCCACAUUUAUAAGAUGUUUCAUUUCAAGGACCCUGCUAUCACUUCCAAGACCACUGCAAAGAUUUUGUUGCAUUUUGUCCAACAUUUAAGGUUCUUUUUGCUACCUUACUGUUUUCUCAAUUUAUCUAUUAUUCUCUCUAGCAGUUUUCUGCUUUUGGUUUUGUCCCAUUCUCUGGUUUUAAUUUGAAUGAGCAUGCAUUUACUUUUCAAUUUGAAUCUUUCACCUCAUUUUUGUAUCUCCAGUAUGAUGCUGUAUUUCUACUUUACCUGAAUUGUACCUUUUUUGUUAGCUGUUAUUUUCACAAAAUGAUUUAAGUAAUAACAGGAAGAGCAAUUAAUAAAAUUUAAAAUCAGAAUUUGUCAAAAUAUCCAUAAGGCUAUCACACUUGCUGCCAUGCACUAACGGUGCCGUAGCUUCAGGUGAGGACUGCUAAAUAUGAAUAGUACGUCAUUGCAGAGCAUCAAGUGGGGUGCAGUUGCAGUGUUUGCAUGAGAGAGACAAACUAAGCAUGCUGCGGAGAAUUAGAGUUGGCAUGAAGUGACACCAAGCCGCUUCUUUUAGACCCAGAAAACAUCCAUGCAUAUUGGAUUGGCUAUUGGGCAUGCUUCUAACAUUGUGCCAAUUGUGAAUUACUACCAGUGAACUUUUCUUGUGAAAACUCUCAAGUGUGAAACCUAAUUUCUUCAAAUUUCAACAAUUGUUUGAUGAUUUUUAAAAUGUUUAGUUCACCUUUUUGUCUGUCCUCUUUUUGUUACCCAAUCUUUCUUUUCAUGUCUUACUUUUCUGUUGAUUUGAUAUUGAAUUCACACAUUCAAAUUUAUAUUGAUUAGUCAGUCUUUGUACUGUUAAUUUGUAUAUUUUUACAUCUGAUUGGUCAAGGAGAUGCUGUUGACAGUUGCUAACCCUGUUCACUUUCAAAUCUUCUCCAGGCAUACUGGCCACUGAGGAGCAUUCCUAAUGUGGUUCAACAGGUUGAUAAUCAUCCUGUUAAUCAUUCCAAAGCUUUCCUACUACUUUUUAAAAUAAGAAAAGUGUGUUAAGAACAAAACAAACAAACCUUCAUUCCAGAUGCCCAGAUUGACACCAUUAGCAUAUCUUUAUCAGUCUGUACCUCAGCAACUUUUCAAACAAAACCUUGUUGAAAUGGGCAUCAAAUCUAACUAAUGGCAAACACCCCUGAACUCGGCUCUAUGGCAUAUUAAUAUCUGUUUUUAUUCAGUAAGUCUGUAAGUUAUGCAGGUAUAAAAUUCUGAAUGCUAGACUGCUAGUCUGUUCAUAAUUUACAUAUACACAGAUUAUUACUUAAAAUUACCAUACAGUUUUUUUUGUGCUGGGGGAGAGGAAGAUAAGGGGAAUGUCAUGUGAGGGGGAGAGAUACAAGAGAGAGGGUUAGUAAGCGCAUGAGGGAUGGUAAACCGGUGAGGAAAGGUGUGCGAGUCCAACACAGUACAUAAGAAUGAGGGAGAAAGAAUGUGUGCACAUGUAUGAGCGUGAUGGAUGGAAAAUAUAUGCGCAUGUGAGAUUGUGUGGGAAAGUGUGUGUGACUGUGAGAGCGUGAUGGAGGGAGAAAUUGUACAUGUGAGUGAGGUUGAGGGAGAGAGACCGCGUGUACAUGUGAGAAACAGAGUGUGUGCCUGAGGGACAGUGAGUGAGUUAGCAUAUGGGAGAGGUUGACAGAGUGAUCAUUUGGAAGGAAGGGUGAGAGGGAAUGCAUGUGCGAAAACAAUGGGCUUGAUAGAGUGGAUAGGAAGAAACUGUUCCUGCCCAUAAAAGAAUCAAGAGCCAGAGGAUGCCAAUUUGAAAGGGUUUUCAAAAGGUGCAAAUGUGAUGCAAGAAAAAUCUUUUUCACACAGAGAAUAGUUAUGGUUGUGGAAUGCUGGGAACUGUGGUGGAGGCAGGCUCAAGUGAGGCAUUCAAGAUGGCAUUGAAUGAUUAUUUCUAUUUAAAUAAUGUCCGUAGGUAUGUGUAACAAGCAAGGAAUUGGCAGUAGGUAAUGAUGCUCAUUUGAAGUACUAGUGCUAUAUCAUGGGCCAAAUGGCCUCUUUCUGCAACAUAGCGCUCUUAUGAUUCUGUGAUUGUGUGUA